Molecule: messenger RNA, 1266 nt
Organism: Microsporum canis CBS 113480
Lineage: Eukaryota; Fungi; Ascomycota; Eurotiomycetes; Onygenales; Arthrodermataceae
Exons: 3
Coding region: 1-1266 (421 amino acids)
Molecular function (GO): S-adenosylmethionine-dependent methyltransferase activity
Source: RefSeq, a predicted model, not a curated record
AUGAGCAGUCGAGAGGCGCAAGCAGCUGGUGGGUUGGAGGAGGAGGGACGGCCUCACCCGCAGCAGGAAGAAGACGUAGAAGAGCAAGAAUGGAGCGGUGCGUUCGAUCCGUUUGCUGACCCGGAAGAGCGGAGGGUGCUGUUCGCCUCUCUGGACUCAUUCAGGCGUCAGUCGUUUUAUGCUCUGCCCUCGUUGCACUGGCAGACACUCGCAGCUCCGCCGUUCAAGCUGCUUGAGACGUUCGACAAGGUCGAUGCUGCCAUAGAUUCCAACGCCGAAGUGGCGGAAGCCAUCCUCGACUCGGCACUGGAAGCCUUUCAGCUUCCCAAGCACCCGCAGACUCAGGAAGCAGAAGGGCGGGGAGACGUCAACUGGCACGACAGGGCGACUUCGUCGGAUGUGAGCAAGGCCAACUCGACGAUCCGCCAGCUCUACCGCGACUGGAGCGCCGGAGGUGCAGGGGAGAGAGAGUCAUGCUACGGCCCGGUCAUGAGAGACCUGCAGGCCGAGUUUGGCGAGAAACCUGCACCAGGCACCCGGGUGCUCAUCCCCGGAGCUGGCCUGGGGAGGCUGUUCAAGAAGGUGCUGGUUCCAGACGUCCAUCCCGGUUCCGCGGUGAGAGGCUACGAGGAGGCAGAGGAGACUGCUGGGGCAACUGGCGGCAGGAAGGAGACGAAGAAGAUGACGGGGACGAUGAGCAUGACGGCGGCUGAUUUCCUGCUACUGUACAACGAGGAGUCUAACCGGGAGGCCUUCCACGCAGUAGCCACGGUCUUCUUCAUCGACACGGCGCCGAAUCUGAUACGAUACAUCCAGACGGUGCAUCACUGUCUACGGCCGGGCGGGAUAUGGACCAACGUCGGGCCGCUACUAUGGCACUUUGAGGACAAGCCUGCACCCUCGUCGUCGCGUACGCAGUCUACGUCGGGCAAGGUGGUAGAAGAUGCGGCUGCGUCCGCACACGCACCGGGCGACGACGACCUGGAGAAGGAGUAUCAGGGCCACUCCCACGGCCACCACGGUCACAGCCACGGUCACAGCCACAGCCACAGCCAUGGCCGGGGACACGGCGGUCAGGGCGAGGGUAUCGGCGACCCAGGCGUCGUGGAGCUGUCGCAGGACGAGGUACUGGCCUUGAUCGAGAGGAUCGGCUUUACCAUCGAGAAGGUAGAGGAUGAUAUCGGGGGUUGUGGAUAUAUACAAGAUCCAGACAGCAUGCUCUUCAACAUGUACAAACCUGUCCAUUGGAUAGCCAGGAAGCGAUAA